AGGAGCUUGGGGAGGAGUCUGAGGGGCUUUGAGGGGUCUGAGAGACCUUAAGGGGCUGUGAGGAGCUUCGAGGGGCCGCUUUGAAGGGUUUGAGAGACCCUGAGAGGCUCUCGGGGGGUCUGAGCGACCUCGAGGGUUCGUGAGGGGGCUCUGAGGGACCGCGAAGGCUCUGAGGGACCGUGAAGGGUCCGAGGGGCUCGCGGCGAUGGUGGAGAAGGACGAGUCCGGCCCCGGCGGCAUCAGCGAGGAGGAGGCGGCUCAGUACGACCGGCAGAUCCGCCUCUGGGGGCUCGAGGCCCAGAAAAGGUUACGGGCGUCGCGGGUGCUGCUGGUGGGGCUGCGGGGCCUGGGGGCAGAGGUGGCCAAAAACCUCAUCCUGGCCGGGGUCAGGGGGGUCACCCUGCUCGACCAUCGCCAGGUUUCCCCGGAUGACAGCCGUUCCCAGUUCCUGGUGCCGGCGGGCUCGUGUGGCCGGAACGUGGCCGAGGCGUCGCUGGGCCGUGCCCAGAGCCUGAACCCCAUGGUGGAGGUGAGGGCCGACCCCGAGAGCGUCGACGCCAAACCCCACGACUUCUUCACCCAGUUCGACGCGGUGUGCCUGACGUGCUGCUCCCGGGAGUCCAUGGUGAGGAUCAACCAGAUCUGCCACCAGAGCGGGGUCAAGUUCUUCACCGGGGACGUCUUUGGCUACCACGGCUUCAUGUUCGCUGACCUGGGCCACCACGAGUUUGUGGAGGAGAAGCCCAAGGUGGCCAAAGGGAGCCCGGGGGUGGAGGACGGACCCGAGGCCAAACGGGCCCGGCUGGACCCCCCCGAGACCACCAUGGUCAAAAAGCGCCUGGAAUUCUGCUCCCUGCGGGAAGCCCUGGCCGUGGAGUGGCGCGGGGAGAAGGCGGCGGCCGCGCUGCGACGGACGGCCCCGGACUACUUCCUGCUCCAAGUUUUGCUGACAUUCCGCUCGGAGCAGGGCCGGGAUCCGUGUCCCGGCAGCGGCUCCGAGGACUCCGAGCGGCUCCUUCGGCUGCGCCGGGAGGUGUUGGAGGCUCUGGGGGUGGGGCCGCAGCUGCUGCCGGAGCACUUCCACAGCUCCUGCUUCUCGGAGAUGGCCCCGGUGUGCGCCGUGGUGGGGGGAGUGCUGGGCCAGGAGGUGGUCAAGGCCCUGUCCCAGCGGGACCCCCCCCACAACAACUUCUUCUUCUUCGACGGCCUCAAAGGCAGCGGCGUCGUCGAGUGCCUGGGACCCCCCCUCUGAGGGGUUUUGGGGGUCCUGACCCCCCCUCUGAGAUGGGAACCCCAAAUUUGGGGGGGUCUGGGGUGCCCUGACCCCCCCUCUGAGGGACACCCCAAAUUUG
Pipra filicauda (Wire-tailed manakin) is the source of this 1352-nucleotide messenger RNA. It is a transcript of the gene SAE1, whose product is annotated as SUMO1 activating enzyme subunit 1. The record is from RefSeq and is a predicted model, not a curated record. The transcript is spliced from 12 exons. Gene Ontology annotation, molecular function: SUMO activating enzyme activity. Bases 206 to 1252 code for a protein of 348 amino acids. Gene Ontology annotation, cellular component: SUMO activating enzyme complex; cytoplasm. NCBI's taxonomy places the organism in Eukaryota, Metazoa, Chordata, Aves, Passeriformes, Pipridae. Gene Ontology annotation, biological process: protein sumoylation.